AUGCACGCAAGAGACGCAGCAGGCCGGCAGGUGUCGUUAUUGAACGAUGAUGAUGUCCCUUCAUACUCGCCGCCCGUAGAAUACUCAACAGUACAAAGGCUCUCAUACUCGACUGCAAACCACGUCCUCUCUCGACCAUACAACGCCGCACUCGCCAGGAGCGCAUCAGCCUCACCCAAUGCCCCGCAACUAUCACGCUCCGACUCGUAUGACUCCCAGAACAGCAGCGAGCCCUUGUCCCCUAUGACGCCGAAUGUCAUGUAUGCCGACUACGGCCACCCAACCCCGGCACUUUACAACUCGUCAGAAAGCACUACUCCCUACGACGAAUACCUCCCCGACGCGCCCCCUCCACCAAGCUCAGCAAAAAGGCCCGUCACUUUUGGCAGCCGCAGCAGCAGGUCUGGUUCCUACGAUGACGAGAUGGCUGGCAGUGGGAACAGCAGCAGCAACCCCACAUCCACCGGAAAGCGCUACCCAUGCAGAUACCGCGACAGCCACGGCUGCGAAAAGACCUUUACCACAUCGGGCCACGCCUCGAGGCACUCCAAGAUACAUACAGCUGAAAAGGCCGUUCAGUGCACAUUCCCAGGAUGCAACAAGAAGUUCACGCGUGCCGACAACAUGAAGCAGCAUCUUGAGACUCAUUACAAGGACCGCAACCGAUCAGGCGCAACCAGGCCGACGGUGUCAGCACGACGCUCCAGCUCCUCUAGCAAACAUAGCAGCGGCAGCAGCAGCGGAAGCACGGCAGGACACAAGCUGGUCGACGGCUCAACGCCAUUGCCUUCUCCAGGGAUUCAAGGCAACAACUGGGACAUGAGGCCAAUGAACGGUUCGCUAUUGAGCCGCCCAGUACCGUCCAGGAACAUGAGCAUCGGUCUCGAUGCGUUAGCGGCCGUGGCCUGCCAGGAGGGCGCCUAG
Messenger RNA from Pyricularia grisea, 924 nucleotides. RefSeq lists its product as uncharacterized. The transcript has a single exon. Gene Ontology annotation, cellular component: nucleus. The record is from RefSeq and is a predicted model, not a curated record. NCBI's taxonomy places the organism in Eukaryota, Fungi, Ascomycota, Sordariomycetes, Magnaporthales, Pyriculariaceae. Gene Ontology annotation, molecular function: DNA-binding transcription factor activity, RNA polymerase II-specific; RNA polymerase II cis-regulatory region sequence-specific DNA binding. Gene Ontology annotation, biological process: regulation of transcription by RNA polymerase II. Bases 1 to 924 code for a protein of 307 amino acids.